CGCCCAUUACGUGAAGAUCCAACUAACGAGUCCCGCCGGCCGGCGGGCUCGAAUGGCGUCGGUCCCGCCGCGGACCGCCGUGGCCGUGCUUUAGAAUCUUGCUGCUUGAUUGAGAUGACAAAACCAAAUUACCAUCGAUCGGGUUACAGUGCUUCCACUGGCUGGAGGAGUCAAACCUAUACUGUAAGAAGCGAUUCACCACAUGUGAUGUGAUGAGAUAACUGGUAAGAGUGAGUGAGUACUACGUACUUAAUAGCUCCUGUGUCUGUUUGCCUCGCAUCAGACUUUAGAAGAACCGACAGCUGCCUAGGGUGGUGGCGGCAGCGAUGUCGGAGCCGGUUGUGGUGGUGGGCGGGUGGGCGAGCCCGUUCGUGACGCGAGUGUGCAUCGCGCUCAAGCUCAAGGGCGUGGAGUACGAGUUCCUGCAGGAAGCGGUGGGCAGGAAGAGCGAGCUGCUGCUCAGAUCCAACCCCGUGCACAAGAAGAUGCCCGUGCUCCUCCACGGCGGCCGCCCCGUCUGCGAGUCCCUCGUCAUCCUGCAGUACGUCGACGAAGCCUUCCCGGGCUCGUCCAUCCUCCCGGACGACCCCUACCACCGCGCCGUCCACCGGUUCUGGGCAGAGUACGCCGACGCCAAGCUCCACACGGUGCUUCGGACGAUGAGAGGCAUGGUCGGCGGCGAUAAGGCCGAUGCCGCGGAGCAGGUGUCCGCCGCGCUCCGGCAGCUCGAGGACGCCUUGGCGGAGUGCAGCGGCGGGAAGCCCUACUUCGGCGGCGAAGACGUCGGCUUCCUCGACAUCGUCGUUGGCUCCUACAUCGGGUGGUUCGGGGCGGCGGAGAAGAUCGCGGGACUGCGCGUCCUCGACGAGGCGAGCACGCCGCGACUGGCGGGCUGGGCGGCGCGGUUCUGCGCGCACGAGGCCGUCAGGGACCUGAUGCCCGACGCCGACAGGCUCGUCGAGUUCGGCGAGGUGCUCCGCGCGGCGCUGGCGGCCAACGCUUCCUCCCGGCCAUAAGGCGCCGGGGCUUCCACGAGACGUCUCUUGCAACCUGGUUGGGUUGACUUGUCUUAAUUACGGCAUAUCAUCAGAAUGAACACUUGCCAGACAAAGAACAUCUUUAGAGUACCUCCUUUCUAGCUUUCUAGGGGUCUGUUUGAUUCUACAGUAGAUUCUAUAAAACCUACCGUAAACUGUUA
This is a messenger RNA of Lolium perenne, 1198 nucleotides long. RefSeq names its product probable glutathione S-transferase GSTU6. Gene Ontology annotation, biological process: glutathione metabolic process. Lineage: Eukaryota; Viridiplantae; Streptophyta; Magnoliopsida; Poales; Poaceae. The record is from RefSeq and is a predicted model, not a curated record. Gene Ontology annotation, cellular component: cytoplasm. Gene Ontology annotation, molecular function: glutathione transferase activity.